UGAUCGACGAAGGGCGUGUUUGAAAAUAUUUGAGUCUUCUUCCAAACUUUCCCCUCAAGACUCAAACCUUCCUCAAAAGUUCCGUUCAUUAAGAUAGCAUAGCAUUGCACAGCCCCACUACCCUCAAAAUGGCGCGAUAUUUAUCAGAAGAAGAGAUUGCAAUUUUGAAGCACGAAUUCGAUCAAUAUGAUGCGGACAAAGGAGGAAACAUCACAAUCGAGGAGUUCGGCCGUGUGAUGAAGAAAUCAGGGCAAAAUCCAACAGACGAAGAGCUCGCACAGAUCAUCAAAGAAGUUGAUUUGGACGGCGAUGGAACUAUCAACUUUGAUGAAUUCAUUGCCAUGAUGACUGGAAGAACGAGAGCUCCGCCUCAAAAAGAAGAAGAAUGCGACCCGGAAGCAGAUUACAAGUCUGCUUGGAAAGAAUUUGACCCGUCACUGCACGGGUCGAUCUCUGCUAGUCAAUUCCGUCAGAUGAUGGCUGGUCUGGGAGAGAAGGUGACAGAUGUUGAAGUUGAUGAGAUAAUCAAUUCCGUUGAUGGAGAGGACAAGAUAAGCUAUCACGAGUUUUCUGAAUUCAUGAAAAGGAAACAAGUGGACGACAUUGUUGGAGGCUAUUGAAGAGGGGAGUGAAUUAAUGGAUGCAAGAUCAUGAGUAACUGAGAAGCUUGACAGCUUGGGAGGUCUGGGAGCAUCAUGUGACUCUUUAGUUGGCAGCCCUUUCCAUUCUCGGUGCGUUCUAAGGAGCUUCGAAACCAGAUUUUCUCGGUCCCUGCUCUAGUCUAACUUCGCAGAGAUUUGACAACUUCCAUCUAUUAUUCUUUUAUCGGUAUCAGAGCGACACUCGUCGGAGUUUCAAAUCUUUCC
Molecule: messenger RNA, 866 nt
Organism: Mollisia scopiformis
Lineage: Eukaryota; Fungi; Ascomycota; Leotiomycetes; Helotiales; Mollisiaceae
Product: CaM, calmodulin
Exons: 6
Coding region: 129-620 (163 amino acids)
Molecular function (GO): enzyme regulator activity; calcium ion binding
Source: RefSeq, a predicted model, not a curated record